Molecule: messenger RNA, 1851 nt
Organism: Notodromas monacha
Lineage: Eukaryota; Metazoa; Arthropoda; Ostracoda; Podocopida; Cyprididae
Source: the annotation of a GenBank genome assembly
AUGAAUGAUUGUGAUGUCGGGUGUUGUUUGGUGCAUGAUUGUGACAGUGUUCUCAGUCGAAAGGCAUUUUCAAGAAUUUCCAACAAGGUUGCCAGUGGAAUGCACGCCCAAAUUGAGAUAAUCCCGUGCAAAGUAUGCGGUGACAAGAGCAGCGGGGUGCACUAUGGCGUGAUCACUUGCGAAGGCUGCAAGGGCUUCUUCCGCCGGUCCCAGUCCUCGGUCGUCAACUACCAGUGCCCGAGACAAAAGAACUGCGUCGUGGACCGCGUCAACCGGAACCGAUGCCAGUACUGCCGACUGCAGAAAUGCCUAGUGCUUGGCAUGUCUCGGGACGCCGUGAAGUUCGGGCGGAUGUCGAAAAAGCAGCGAGAGAAGGUGGAGGAAGAGGUGCGAGUGAUCCGGGCCCAAAUGCUGAUCCCGGGCACCAAAUUUGAGCCGGACUCGUCGGUGUAUGACCCACAACUGCCUUCUUCGUCGGACCAGAUCGCCUCUUCCAUGCCUUACUCCUCCACCGGCGGCGGGUAUGGAUACGGUGACCUGGGCAACUCGUACACCCCCAACGCCUACCACGGGUUCGGGCUCGUGUCCAGAGGAGGGAAUAAUAAUAAUAAUAAUAAUGCCAUGCUGGACAACACGGCGGCAGUGGCGGCAGCAGCAGCACACGUGAUUGAACCAUCAUCCACAGCAACGACGCCGCAACAACAGCAAACCGGCGCCACGACAGCGGAUAUGAUGGGAGGAGUGACGGCCGUGGUCCCAGGCGCCACGGCGAUCGUGUCGUCCACAGGUAAGCCUGGAAAUGGUACCAGCAGCAGCAGCAGUGGCGCCGCUGCUGCUGCUGCUGCUGCUGCGAGCAAGGAAUCUCUGCUGGAGUUUGGGUGCGCGUCGGCUGUGGUGGCGGCUUUUGAGCAACAACAGCAACAACAACAACAACAACAAGAGGCGGAAGGUGGUGGUGGUGUUGGUAUGAGUGGUGGUGGUGCUGGAGGAGGAGGAGGAGGAGUGGGAAUGGCGCCGGCGCCGCAGCCGCCGCCUCCGGGCUCUGGAACGACCGCCGUGACGAUCACGCAGCUGUGUCGGGACUAUUAUAAUCCGCAAAUCGCGGAGCCAUUGGCCAGAUUCGUGACCGAGGCUCAUUUGCGGACGUGUCUCAUGUCAACUGAGCAAAUAGCUGAGCUCAUCUUUGCCAAGAAGCACACGGAUCUCAACAAGCUUCUCUACUACAAGAACAUGGGCCACGAGGACUUGUGGCUGGAUUGCGCGCAGAAAUUGACGGCCAUUAUUCAGCAAAUUAUCGAAUUUGCAAAAUUGAUCCCGGUCUUCAUGAAGCUGUCUCAGGAGGACCAGAUCGUGCUGCUCAAAACCGGGAGCUUCGAAUUGGCCUGUUUGCGGAUGAGCAGGUACUACGACUUGGGCCAGCAGGCCGUUUUGUUCGGGGAUGCCCUAUUGCCGGCACAGGCCUUCAUGACGGCGGACACGAUUGAGAUGAACCUGGUCAAGUCCUGCUUCGAGUUUGCCCAAGAAGUCGCCGAAAUGAAGCUCACUGAAACUGAGCUCGGCCUCUUCUCCGCCUUUGUUCUUCUCUCUCCAGACCGACCAGGACUGAAGGACCUGCACCUGAUUCGGCGGAUGAACCUGGCCGUGCUCGGAACCCUUCGGAUCGAGUUGUCCAAGACCCAUCCGUUGCCCAUCAAGGGUGACGUGUCCACCAUCGACUGUCUCCUGGCCAAGCAGGACACCCUGAGGGAAAUCAGCAUAUUGCACCUAGAGUCGCUCCGCCGCCUCAAGACCACCGCCCCUCACCUCGAGUUCCCCGCUCUUCACAAAGAACUCUUUGCCGUCGACUCCUGA